AGCGGCUCGAGUCGUCCCGGUAGUAGGUUUGUCUGGCUGGGCCUGAGAAGCUGCACUGGCGUUGCCAUGGUUACUUUCUCCUAACUGGCCCUCCCUGUUUCAUGUGCCCACCGCCUUCUUCCGUGCUUCAGUCUUCUCUUUCCUGUUAGAGGAGCGGAGGGAGGGAUCGUGUGAUACUUACUGGGAUGGCACCUGCUACCCAAAAAGCAAUGAUGCUCCAGAGUUUGGCACAAUUACUGCAGGAUUCUGGAGACUUGAUUCUUGAUGGUACUAGUACCUUGACUUUAUUUACCUCUACACUGCAGUAUCUUACACAAAUAUUUGAGCAGCACCUAGUACCACGAAAUCAGAACCACGGCUUUAUUGCACUCUCAUCACACCCUGCUGAAACUUCUGCCAUCCUUCAAGCCCAAUUCCUCUUUGAUGUCUUGCAGAAGACUCUGUCUUUGAAGCUAAUUCAUGUUCCUGAUUGUCCUCUGCCAGCUGUGGUGAAGAUCUUUCCCUUCAAAUCUUUGCGGCGUUUAGAGCUAAAGUGUGUCCCUCUACAAUGUUUGAGAGGACUACGACUUAUAUAUUCCCAGUUGGAGGCUUUGACCUGUUCUAAGUGUGUGAACUCAUUACAGGAGAUAAUUUCAGCAUGUGGAGGAGAUCUCAGUUCUGCCCUGCCUUGGCUGGAAUUGCAGACUGUCAACUUCAGCUACAACUCCAUCACUAAUCUGGAUGACUCACUGCAAUUAUUGAAUGCCCUAAAGGCUUUGGAUCUUAGUCACAAUCUCCUCCAGGACUGUGAGCACUACUUGACAGUGCUAACAGAGCUGGAAUAUUUAAAUGUCGCCUACAACUUCCUGCCCAAAAUGCCUGCUCUUGGGCUGCAUAGCAGAGCUAAAUUGGUGGACCUGAUCCUGCGGUACAACCAGCUAGACAGUAUUAAUGGUGUGGAGCAGUUAUCUAGUCUGCGGCACCUGGAUAUUGCCUAUAACUUGUUGUUGCAGCAUGCUUUAUUGGCACCACUGUCUUCGCUGCACAACUUGAAAAGACUGCAUUUAGAAGGGAAUCCAUUAUGGUUUGAUCAAAAUCAUCGGCCAGCUACCAUGUUCCACUUAUCUCCAAGGGUUAUUUCUUGUGAGUUCCUCCUUGAUGGAGAGUUGGUGUCUGCCUCUGAUCUGCGGAAUCUGUCAAAACUGGAUCAGGUGGUUAUUCGGGUCCUCAAAUCUUCAGCAGCACACCUUGCUUCAGAGAAGUUGUCUCCUGGAGCAUCAAGACCGCGAGUGCUCCUGGAAAGUUCAAAGGCAGACCAAAGUGAUAGCCAAUCUGCUGGAGAGAGCAGAGCUUCCAGGGUGCCACUGCAGAAGAAAACAAAGGGGAAAGUCAAAGUGCGCAGGGCCAGCAUCUCGGAGCCUAGUGAUACAGACCAUGACCAUUCAACAGUACCCCUCUCAGCAGGUGAAGUUCACAAAGCACCUAGUCAGAAAAUGGAGCUUGGCAUGGACAGUUUCCGGAUUCUUUGGUGCGAAAGUGGCUUCUGGCCGAAGUACAGACGGGCACCUAGAAGCUGGAGUAGUCAGGCUGCCCAUUCCACCUCUGACAGCCCUACAAUAGAAUCUCUAGGCAGUUCAACUGAGGUUUCUGAACAGAUCAAGAGUGCAGUUCCACAGCAGGAGAUUGCUGAUUCUGCAGAAGGAAAGGAACUGGAUCCAUCAAAUGCUGAAGCUGUGAUGGAAGGUAUCACCACAGUAGUGGAAACAGAUCGUUCUGCAUCUACAGAAGAGAGAGAGGAGGAGGAGGAGAGACCAGAAGCGGAACUUUGUCAGCCAGUGCUGGUAAGCCGGAUAGAAGGUGAUGGUGAUCCAGACCCAGACUGGAUCUUCCUGCGACUUACUGCUCGACAUGUGAUAGAGGUGGAACUGAAAGCAGCCAAAGUUGUGCACAGGCUGGAAGUGCAAAACCUGCAGAAAAUAGAGACAUCGGAGAUGCUGUGGAGAAGACUGGACCUGGAAGGUGUGUUUCCUGUGCUCACACUGCAUUUCAACUAUAUCUGCAAGGACCGUCAGAAGCGUCAAUAUGUGGUAUUGGAUGAUCACCCUGAGCUUUGUGUACAGGAAUUGCUGAGAGUGUUGAAACCCACCAUGGAAGAGAAUGGGAAAAAGGGCAGAGAGCAGGCAGAGGAAAGUCCAAAGCUCCAGUGCCUGAAAUGUAAAUGGGAGUUUGUUGCAGGCUUGCUCUAUCAGCAGAAUCCAAGCCCUUCUAAAGAGAUGCCAGCAUUACCUGAGCAAGGUUUGUGUGGUAUCAGCAAUCCUCUUGCAUCUAAUGUGUCUUCAUUUUUUAUUGAAGUUUGCUGCAUAAGUUUUAAUGAGCCAAAUGAUCUGCCCCCUAAAUCUCAGCCUGAAAGUGACCAUGUGGUUAUCCUGCCCUGUGAGAGACACCCAAGCACACCACCAGCCCCUCAGGAGUGUCUUGAUGAAAGCCAGCAAGAGGGAGGGAAGUUUUACAUUGGAGACGAGAACUCUGAGACUGGAACCAGCUCCAGUACCCGGACUCAAGAGCUGAGCAGUGACCAUGGCAGUGUGGUGCAUUCCAGUUCCCGCAGCUCUGAAGGAGGCAGUGGGAGCAGAAGGGAUUUGGGCUCCCAGGGCUGCAAUUCCUCCCUCAGCCACAUGGACACCAAUGCUGGAAGCCUGAUGGGGAGCUACGGCUACUGUGCUUCCCGGGGAACCACCCCUUCUCAGCUGUCCCUGAGCUCAGAAUAUGAAGAGCACUGGAACCUCAGUCCUCCCUCAAACGCUAUGUUGACCACGCAGGACUUCUGUUCUGUGGACCAUCGUCUCAAGCUUUAUUUGGACAUGGAAGUCUUCAGCAAAUCAGAAGAGUUCAGGUGCUUCCUAAAGGUUGGUGUGGUGAAGGAUGGCAAACCGGGGGAAUUCCUGGCACUAGUAGUGGCUUCAGAUGUCCAACUCUAUUUUUUGGAGAUUAACGGAGAAAUCAGGGGGCAGCCAUCAGAUUGGCUGAAGAAGGGUGACAGCCAUAGUCUCACUAACCUCUGUGCCUGGGAGGUGGGGCUGUUCCAUCAGAGCUUGCACAUUGAGUUUGAGAACCCAUGCACCUCCUAUACUCUCCUGCUUCGCAACCAGAGCCGCUGCAGAAGAUUCCUGCAAUGCCUCACACAUCUCAUGCAGGAAUUGCCACCCAAGAGCCGGAAAGAAAUCCCAGAGGUUACUGUGGCAGAAAUGACUCUGCAUCAUCCACUGUGGGUAUUUCUUGACAAAGACCUAGCAAAAGAAGCUGGAGGUGGCUCAGCCAAGCCCUUCUUCUACCUCUUGGCCUAUCUCAUCCAAGGAGCGUCAGCCUUUCCUGUGACACUGCUCAGCACUCAUAGCAAUCUCUUCUUAGUGGAAGAAGAUCAUCAGAGGCAGAAAGUUCCACCCUCCUCUGGUGCAGAAGGUGGUACUGUGAAGCUGCCAAAUAGCUUCCAGCUGAAAGAAAGUCAGCCAAUCAGCAGCAUCAGUGGUGUUAUACUUUACCGCUUCUCCCCUUGUGAUAUGAAGCUGCAACUUUAUGAUGAAGUCCGAAAGGAGGAGAGUACUUGGCACUUACGCACAGAGUGUCCAGAUUUGCUGGCUGAGCUGGUGGAGUGGCUGCGUGUUCCCUGGGAAGAAAUGUUUUCAAUUGCUCUCAACAAAACAGUGCUUGAGGUGCUGGAGUGAAUGAGGGAGACAAUGAAGGACUCUUGACUGCUAUAUGUCGAUCUCAGUUGAAUUGGAAGGACUCUGCUUGGGCUGCCCCCUGAUCUCUGCUGCAGUCUACUGUUUUAAACCUUACCAGCUGCACUGACCAUUGCAAGUGACCAACUUUCAUCCAAUCUUGUUGCUUUGGCAGCAGACUUGGCAAGUUUCAUAUUUGCACUAUAAGGCCUGAGACUUUGUAGGUUCCUCUUUGACAAGAGGGGCGCUAACCAGUCUGCCCACAAACUACUUCCUGUUGCACUAAAAUACCCAAGUGCUACACUUGGGUCACUUCCUAAGCUGUCCACAGCAACAUGGUGUGCACUCGACACUUUCUGUUGGGUAACAGUUGUUGGGGAUCCUAGAACAGGGCAUUCUAGAACUAGCUAGACCAGUUCUGGAUUGUGCACAAGACCAAAUGUGCUGGCUUGGCUAAAGGGGGCUCAUGCAUGCUUGGUGUUCUCAAGGUGGAUGCUCAGGAAGGUUUUAAUAUGAAGACCUUACUGUCUAGACUGGUCAGGUGCUGUGCAUAUUGGCAGAAGCAUCAAAAGGGUUGCCUUUAGCUACUGCAGCAAGGUGUUCCAGAGUCUCUGGGUGCAAAGAUACUUACGUAUGGGUUACUGGAAGCCAUAAUCUUCCUCAGCCGAACAAGGUUCAAAUGUGAGGAUUUUUAUUUUCAAUAAAAUUGUUCUAUUUAUUAA
Messenger RNA from Sphaerodactylus townsendi, 4420 nucleotides. RefSeq names its product serine/threonine kinase 11 interacting protein (gene STK11IP). The record is from RefSeq and is a predicted model, not a curated record. Gene Ontology annotation, cellular component: cytoplasm. Gene Ontology annotation, biological process: intracellular protein localization. NCBI's taxonomy places the organism in Eukaryota, Metazoa, Chordata, Lepidosauria, Squamata, Sphaerodactylidae. Gene Ontology annotation, molecular function: protein binding.